CCUGGAUACAAAAUUUAGGUUGGCCCAUAUGUCAUGAAAUUUUGAAAAUGUGUGUUUUGUGUGUGUUUUGGGGGUGCUCAGCACUGCCUACCCAUGAUCGUGCACUGUAACUGCAUGUCUCUCACACACACACACACAUGUGGACAUCUACCAAUCAGAUCCGAGAAAUCAGAAUAUGCAAAUGAGUAGAUCGCAUCAUCGAGAAAGACCGCCAGAAAACCAAACUCAGAAGAAGAGGAAGCAGCCAUUUUGAGAACAGCAAUAUUUUUCUACCGUAUUUUCACUAUUUUAUGGAACAUCAUCCAACUUCACAGAUACAAAAUGUAGGACAACCAUGCCAGCAACAACAAAAGAUUAACAUGCUACGACGAAGACGAAAUCCCUUGCACGAAGCGCGUGACCAUGCAUGUAAUUGCAGAGACACUGAAAUGCUGGAGGCGAACUUCAUUAGCCCUCAAAAAGGCCGUGGUGUCUUUACCUUAGCACCAUUCCAGCAGGGUGAUUUUGUUGUUGAAUACAGAGGAGUAAUCAUUGAUGCAGCAGAAGCUCAGCAUAGGAGGAAAAUCUACCAUAAACAUUGCUGUGUCUUUUUGUUUGACUUUAAAUGGAAAGGCAAAUGGUGGUGCAUUGACGCAGCAUUGGAAGACAACAGUCUUGGGAGAUUGGUGAACGACGACCAUAAGACUCCUAAUUGCCGCAUGAAGUUAAUUGAGGUUGAUCGUAAACCACAUCUCUGUUUGUUCGCCCUCCGUGAUAUUUGCCAAAGAGAGGAGAUCACUUAUGAUUAUGGCGGAACAGACUGGCCAUGGAGAAAUGAGUCUUCCAAGAAAUGCAACUUGCAAGCAGGCGGCACCUCAAUGAAACCUGAGGGAAGUUCCAACUCCAGUGGAAGGCAAGCGCAGAAGAAGGAUGAUGAUGCCACUUGCAGCCUGGAAAAUGUGCCUUCUACCAGUGAUUUCCCAACCAGUGAUCUCUCAACAUGUGCCACUCAGGGUGAUGAUGCCACUUGCAGCCUGGAAAAUGUGCCUUCUACCAGUGAUUUCCCAACAUGUGCCACUCAGGGUGAUGAUGCCACUUGCAGCCUGGAAAAUGUGCCUUCUACCAGUGAUUUCCCAACCAGUGAUCUCUCAACAUGUGCCACUCAGGGUGAUGAUGCCACUUGCAGCCUGGAAAAUAUGACUUCUACCAGUGAUUUCCCAACAUGUGCCACUCAGGGUGAUGAUGCCACUUGCAGCCUGGAAAAUGUGCCUUCUACCAGUGAUUUCCCAACCAGUGAUCUCUCAACAUGUGCCACUCAGGGUGAUGAUGCCACUUGCAGCCUGGAAAAUAUGCCUUCUACCAGUGAUUUUUCAACAUGUGCCACUCAGGGUGAUGAUGCCACUUGCAGCCUGGAAAAUGUGCCUUCUACCAGUGAUUUCCCAACCAGUGAUCUCUCAACAUGUGCCACUCAGGGUGAUGAUGCCACUUGCAGCCUGGAAAAUGUGCCUUCUACCAGUGAUUUCCCAACCAGUGAUCUCUCAACAUGUGCCACUCAGGGUGAUGAUGCCACUUGCAGCCUGGAAAAUAUGCCUUCUACCAGUGAUUUUUCAACAUGUGCCACUCAGGGUGAUGAUGCCACUUGCAGCCUGGAAAAUGUGCCUUCUACCAGUGAUUUCCCAACCAGUGAUCUCUCAACAUGUGCCACUCAGGGUGAUGAUGCCACUUGCAGCCUGGAAAAUAUGCCUUCUACCAGUGAUUUCCCAACAUGUGCCACUCAGAUGAAGUCAACCAUUAUUGCCUAUGAGGACUACACUGAAACUACUCCAGAUGAGGAUGAAGAUUAUAUUCCUUCCUCUGAAGAAUCCAGUUCUUCGGAAGGUUCUUCUGUUAUGCCGCCACCCAUAAUGAAAAGAAAGGCUAUUCAGAUGAAGUCCUCCAUGCCUGAUGAUCAAGAAUCCAGUUCUUCGGAAGGUUCUUCUGUUAUGCCGUCACCCAUAAAGAAAAGAAAAAAAGGGGCCAUUCAUUUUCUAGACAGGUCUCCCAAGAUCAAUCAUCCUAAGGACCCAACAAACGAAGAUCAGCCAUCCACAUCCACAGCAAUAACAAUUCCAAAAGUUCAAAAAAAAAGUGAUGGCUCUAGAGUUUACAAUAAAAAACAAUUUUGCCUCUUUUGUUCUAAGCCAUUCAUCAAAAUAGCGAGGCAUCUUGAACAAGUUCAUGCAAAUGAACGGGAGGUAGCAUCUGCUUUAAUGCACCCAAAGGGAUCGAAAGCGAGGAGGGUUUCUUUGCAGUCAAUUCGAAAUGAGGGCAACUACAGGCACAAUGCAGCGGUCAUCAAUACUGGCAGGGGUGAACUGGUCCCCCGAAAAAGACCUACGAUGAAGGCGCAACACUCUGACUUUUUGCAUUGUUUGUUUUGCCAUGGAUUUGAGAACAUUCGGCAGAAGAUGCGUGAGCUCGGGCGACUUCUGAUGACUGCACGGAACAUAACUCCAGUGAAAGAUAUGAGGGACCUCAUUGACGCCAAGAAAUACCAGACAGUGGUGAAGGCAGUAAAGAACACAUGUGGAUAUGACAGUCAGACGGAAACUUUCAAAAUCAAAGGCCUUGCUCUGAAGCUUGGUCACAGUCUUAAAAAGGAACCUACACGAGGCCAAAUGGAACACGCCAUUGGUCCUUCCUUUUACAGAGGAUAUCCAGAAACUGCAUUCAUAUUUGGACUCAAAGGUUGA
Sardina pilchardus (European sardine) is the source of this 2711-nucleotide messenger RNA. RefSeq lists its product as uncharacterized. The transcript has 21 exons. Gene Ontology annotation, molecular function: protein binding. NCBI's taxonomy places the organism in Eukaryota, Metazoa, Chordata, Actinopteri, Clupeiformes, Clupeidae. Bases 291 to 2711 code for a protein of 806 amino acids. The record is from RefSeq and is a predicted model, not a curated record.